AUGAAAAUCAUCCCUAUUGGUGUUCUCGAAGACAACUACUCGUAUAUCCUGAUUGACGACAAGACGAAAGAAGCCGCUGUCAUUGACCCGGUUGAGCCUAUCAAGAUUUUGAACGUGAUCAGUCAAACGGGGGCGAAACUAUCCAGUGUAUUUAUCACACAUCACCACUGGGAUCAUGCUGGCGGGAAUAUUGAGCUUGUUGCGAAAAAACCCGGCCUUGCAGUAUAUGGUGCCGAUGCCCGCAUUCCAGAGAUCAACUAUGUAUGCAAAGAUCAUGAAGAAUUUAAGCUUGGAUCACUUGAAAUCACACCAUUACACACACCUUGCCACACCAAAGGCCACGUAUGCUACUAUGUUGUCGAUCCUGCUACAAACGAAAAGGCCGUCUUCACCGGCGACACUCUUUUCAUUGCCGGAAUUGGAAAAUUCUUCGAAGGUGAUGCACGGGACAUGUACCGAAUCCUCUUUCAUGUUAUCACAAAGCUUCCUGAUGAUACUUGGGUCUAUUGUGGUCACGAAUACACAAGAAACAAUCUCAAGUUUGCGCUUACAGUGGAGCCACAAAAUGAAGCAUUGAUGGCGAAAUGGGCCUGGUGCCAAGAUAAGACCAUCACUGUACCGUCAACCAUCGCACAGGAGAAGAUGUACAAUCCUUUCUUACGAGUCAACGAGCAAUCGCUUCAAAUGUUUGCAGGCAAAACAGAUCCAGUUGAGACGUUGGCUACCUUACGAGAGCUCAAGGAUGCUUUUCGAUAG
Lichtheimia ornata is the source of this 756-nucleotide messenger RNA. RefSeq names its product hydroxyacylglutathione hydrolase. Gene Ontology annotation, molecular function: hydroxyacylglutathione hydrolase activity. Lineage: Eukaryota; Fungi; Mucoromycota; Mucoromycetes; Mucorales; Lichtheimiaceae. The transcript has 6 exons. The record is from RefSeq and is a predicted model, not a curated record. Bases 1 to 756 code for a protein of 251 amino acids.